GCGACCUCCAUCUUCUACCAAGAGUUUGUCGUCGACGAGGCAGUCUACCUCCACUUCUUCCUCGACGGCGCCGCCCCACUUCACCUGGGACGGCUUCGUUGCGCCGCGCUCACUUUCCUCGGAGUCUUCUUCAUCACUUCGUCCGCCGACACGAUGACUCACCUCGUCGACUCGCUCAUGAACCAGACGCCACUCUACCAACGGCGUGCAGCCUGCGCGCACCUUGCCUUGACUCCUCUCCCAUUGCAUACCUCAAGGCCCCCCCUCUUCGAUCCUCCGCCCGAUCCGCCUAGCGACCCGCCCCACGGCGACGGGGCGGACGGCAAUGGCGGCGACCCGGGCGGCGGAGGCUCUCGCAACCAAGCUCCGGCGGCGGGACCCAAGCGCAGGGCGGGCGACACGCGCUUCAAGCCUCUGCGCGAGGAGGAUGCCGCGCCCCCGCUCUCGCCGGGAGGGCGGGCCAUCGUCUCUGCGCCGGCCCGGCUCGACGUGAUCGCACCGCAGUCGGCCGUCGGGUCGUUGCGGACCUCUCGGUGGCGCGUGGUGCGGCGACGCUUGUUGCGACAGCUCGGCCCCGCACGCGACGGGCUGGCGAUCCUCAACGGCGUCGCAGGAGGGCAGACGGCCACCUUUCUGUGGAAGGACUCGACGCCACGCCUCCGCGCGUGAUAGCGAGAUCGGAAGAGGGCAGGGCGCAGGCCAACGCCCAAUGGACUCUCCCAGCGGACGGACAGGGCGCGUCGGCGGCGCAUGUGUGCAUAAACUCGCAUUUGUGUAGGUGUUGGCGUAUAAGCCUAUGUGCGGGCGCGUCGCGUGGCGCUCAUAAAACGAGGGAG
Molecule: messenger RNA, 836 nt
Organism: Emiliania huxleyi CCMP1516
Lineage: Eukaryota; Haptophyta; Isochrysidales; Noelaerhabdaceae
Exons: 3
Coding region: 154-669 (171 amino acids)
Source: RefSeq, a predicted model, not a curated record